AUGAAGACUAUGAACUGGAUUCACGGCGUCCGCGCUGUACAGACUGUGCUUUCUGUUGCGGUGCUGGGAUUGAUGGCUUAUGUAUCAUCAUGGUGGGCGUCGCACUGGCGCCAAUCCUCACCCAUGGAGAUCAACUACCUCAUCUUUGCGCCCGCAUGGAGUAUCCUAGCGCUUAUCCCCAUCAUCGCAACGUCAACGAACAAAUACAAACACCUUGCUGAGCAGCCGAGUGUCAAGUGGGCGGUGCUGGGGCUGGAGGGCUUGACCAUGUUGUUUUGGUUUAGUGGAUUCGUGGCACUGGGUGUGUUUUUGAGUGGGAGGAUUUGCUUUGGUAUGGUCUGCGAUGUUGCCCGCGCGAGCACGGUGAUCAGCGCUGCGAAUUGGUUGGCGUGGGCUGUGACAUUUGUCUUUGGUGUCCUAGCUGCGAUCAAGUCAAAGAAUGCGCCGAUGCUGAAGCAAGUAGACAUGCAUCAAGGUGUCUAG
Messenger RNA from Pyrenophora tritici-repentis Pt-1C-BFP, 483 nucleotides. RefSeq names its product MARVEL domain containing protein. Gene Ontology annotation, cellular component: membrane. Lineage: Eukaryota; Fungi; Ascomycota; Dothideomycetes; Pleosporales; Pleosporaceae. The record is from RefSeq and is a predicted model, not a curated record.